GGGACACAAUCUUGGCUGUGGACCAGGAGGGACAUUUUAUAGCUGCCACUGUCCUUCAGCAACUACACACACACACACAAAAAGAGAGAGAGAGAGAGAUAUCUGUUUACACAGAGGAGAUGGUGGAGGUGCAUGAUGUUAAACAGGAACAAUAAUGAACAGUGAAGCUUGGUGUGCUGAAGUGGGUGCGCAGCAGCAGGAGAUCAGCAGCAGGACAGGUUUACAUUCUUAUCAGUGUUGGAACAGAACCGUGAACGGCGUCCAAAGUCUUCAGAUAAAGCAAAGGAGAGACGGAUCGAGUUGAGGCUGUGUAUCCAGGUUCAGGUUGUUGAAUGGAGUCGACAUGGCAGAGAGUCGAGUCACUGCAUCAGUGGAUCCUGGAGAACGGAGAUAAGAGAACGGACCCAUGGCUGCUCGUUUACUCCCCCGUUCCCGUCGUCCUUAUUUUUCUCUUCUACCUCGGCAUCCUCUGGCUCGGACCCAGGCUCAUGAGAAACAGGGAUCCGGUGGACCUCAAACUUGUGCUUAUCGUUUAUAACUUUGCUAUGGUUUGUCUGUCGGUCUACAUGUUCCACGAGUUUUUAAUGACGUCGUGGCUGUCGAACUACAGCUACCUCUGUCAGCCUGUCGACUACAGCACCGGUCCUCUGGCUCUGAGGAUGGCCCGUGUGUGCUGGUGGUUCUUCUUCUCCAAGGUCAUCGAACUCAGUGACACCGUGUUUUUUAUCUUGCGUAAGAAGAACAGUCAGCUGACCUUCCUGCACGUGUACCAUCACGGCACCAUGAUCUUCAACUGGUGGGCCGGAGUCAAGUUCGUCGCCGGGGGACAGUCGUUCUUCAUCGGUCUCCUCAACACGUUCGUACACAUCAUCAUGUAUUCGUACUACGGCCUGGCGGCUUUUGGUCCGCACAUGCAGAGAUAUCUGUGGUGGAAACGCUACCUCACCUCCCUGCAGCUGCUGCAGUUCGUUCUGCUCACCACACACACCGGCUACAACCUGUUCACCGAGUGCGACUUCCCCGACUCCAUGAACGCGGUCGUGUUCGCCUACUGCAUCAGCCUCAUCCUGCUCUUCAGCAACUUCUACUACCAGAGCUACGUGAACAGGAAGAGCAAACGCUCCUGACGCAGACUAGCGGAAGCGAGUAGAGGUGGAAUCCAGACCAACAGACCAAAGAGUGCCUUUGUUAGAACAUUCCUGGGUUUAAAAAAUAAUUAAAUGAAUAAUGCUUCUUUUCCAGCCCUAAUAAAGUUGGAAAUGAAAGGAA
Ictalurus punctatus (channel catfish) is the source of this 1269-nucleotide messenger RNA. It is a transcript of the gene elovl8b, whose product is annotated as ELOVL fatty acid elongase 8b. NCBI's taxonomy places the organism in Eukaryota, Metazoa, Chordata, Actinopteri, Siluriformes, Ictaluridae. The transcript is spliced from 9 exons. Gene Ontology annotation, molecular function: fatty acid elongase activity. Bases 333 to 1127 code for a protein of 264 amino acids. Gene Ontology annotation, biological process: fatty acid elongation, polyunsaturated fatty acid; sphingolipid biosynthetic process; fatty acid elongation, saturated fatty acid. The record is from RefSeq and is a predicted model, not a curated record. Gene Ontology annotation, cellular component: endoplasmic reticulum membrane.